AUUGAUCCAAAAAUUUUAAAAUAUUCUCUUUUUCCUUCUCUUUCUUAGGGCAAAAAUUCUCCGUCACUGCAAAAACUGACCCGCCAGACUCGUUCGAACUACCCUUUCGGAGCUCCAUUUCCUGCCAUCUGCCCCGACUUCCUUUUUUCCUUUCCGAUAAUUUUUAUAGAGGUUUUCUAUAAAAAAGAAAAAAAUAUUAAAGAAAGCAACAGAAAUGGUGAAAUCUGUGGCAUCGGCGCAGCUUCAUCAAGAAGAGGAAGACGAUGAUGGGGAAACAGUGAAAGUAGAAGGGAAAGGAAGUGAACAAAAGGCGAACAGUAAUCGGUCUAAGCAUUCUGAGACUGAGCAGCGUAGAAGAAGCAAGAUUAAUGAAAGGUUCCAGACUCUGAGAGAUAUUAUACCUCAAAAUGAUCAAAAGAGGGACAAAGCUUCUUUUCUAUUAGAGGUCAUAGAGUACAUUCAGUUUUUACAGGAAAAGUUGCAAAUAUAUGAGGGAUCGUACCAAGGGUGGAGCCAGGAGGCAACAAAACUGAUUCCAUGGAGAAAUCAUCGUGGGCUUGCAGAGAGUUUUAUUGACCAUUCUCAAAUUAUGAAUAAUGGAUCUAAUUGUGAGAAUGAUGGUGUCAUUCCGUCAAUGGUUGCAAAUGCACAGAACUCAAUUGAUUCUGACUUGGGUGAUGCUGCAGUUUUUAAAACACCGGAUCAUCCCCCUGUGUCUGCUACUUCCACGGUUAGCAUGCAGACUCAAUCGAACACAAUUGCUACUCAUGGAAGAGGUAGCAUUACUUUUCAUGAGUCUGCUUCUGAUUCUGAGAACAUGGUACAUCAACCCCAAUUUCAGUCAUGGCAAAGCAGAGACUGUCUGUCUGAGAGUGCUGUUGUGAACAAUUCAGCAAUUGCACGGGAGGACUUGACUAUCAGAGAUGAAUCAGUAGACCUGUCAAGUGCUUACUCUCAAGGGAUACGGAAUUCUUUGACCCAGGUGCUACAGUCUUCAGGAGUGGAUAUAUCACAGGCGAGCAUCUCUGUGAAAAUUGAUGUUGGUAAACGAGUAGCUGCUGGAAUGACUUCUACGCCAUCCAGUUCUAAGGAGAAAGAUAUCCAAUAUACAAGCAAUCAAGAGAUGGCACAAACUGGAGUUCGCAGCUACACAGAGGAGUCUGAUCAGGCUUAUAAGAGGCACAGGACUGGAAAAAGCUAGUGUAUGAUUCUUGGUCUAUUUUUCUUUCAAAUUUUCUUCAUUCUGUUCCUUUUUCGUUCGAUUAGGGUGCUCAUUUUUGCAAUGCCAUGGUCAUGUUUUCAAGUCUUAAGAGCAAAUGUAAAUGUUUAAGCAGCUUGGUUUGCUUGGUAGAAUUGAUUCGCCUAGGGUUAUAAUUGUUAUAUAUUUUACUUGCACUUGUUUGAGACAUAGGCUUCCAUGCAUAAAUGAGAAGCUGCUUUGUUACUGUUACUAUUAUUCUAUCAUAGUAUCUCCCAUCCCAUGUUAAAGAUUUUGACAACA
Molecule: messenger RNA, 1501 nt
Organism: Gossypium raimondii (Peruvian cotton)
Lineage: Eukaryota; Viridiplantae; Streptophyta; Magnoliopsida; Malvales; Malvaceae
Product: transcription factor BIM3
Exons: 7
Coding region: 215-1201 (328 amino acids)
Biological process (GO): DNA-templated transcription
Molecular function (GO): DNA-binding transcription factor activity; protein dimerization activity
Source: RefSeq, a predicted model, not a curated record